CUCUCUGCCGCGCGCGCAGGUACGGGGCAGAAGUCGCAGAGCCAAGGCACUGAUGUUUGAACUGGAAACUUCAAAACGUUUAAUAAGAGUCUUCAGGAUGGGUUUGAACUAGACAAGCUAGAAAUUUCUUUAGAACACCAGCUCUAGCAUGCAUCUCCCACUUUUGGCUUUCCUGGAGAGGAGCUUGAAGAGGUGGUUCUGCAGACAGCCACAGUGAUACUUAGGAAACCAGAGGAAUGGAUUUGACUUUUCUGCUAGGAUUCUCUGUUAUAGUUUCUCCCUGAGUUGUAAGAGGCAUGGAAAUAUACAUGAAACUGAAGAACCUGCAAGGAAGGGAAGUGGAACUUUCCAUGCUGAGUGAAAACUAACCAAGUGGCAGUUGUGACUGAAAACACUGAAACCUACCACGUCCAGAUUCACUGGAUUGGGGGAUAGAGGAACGGUCACAGCUAGGGAGAAAGAAGUGAUACCGGAAAAGAAAACCUAAAUGAAGAGAAUGAGGAUGACUGCACAGUAGAUGGCCACCUCUACCUCCACAGAGGCAAAGUCAGCCUCGUGGUGGAAUUAUUUUUUUCUUUAUGAUGGUUCCAAGGUAAAGGAAGAAGGCGAUCCAACAAGAGCUGGCAUUUGUUACUUUUAUCCUUCCCAGACCCUGCUAGACCAACAGGAGUUGCUUUGUGGACAGAUUGCUGGAGUUGUCCGCUGUGUUUCUGACAUUUCUGACUCUCCUCCUACUCUUGUUCGUCUGAGAAAACUGAAGUUUGCCAUAAAAGUUGAUGGAGAUUACCUUUGGGUGCUGGGCUGUGCUGUGGAGCUCCCUGAUGUCAGCUGCAAGCGGUUUCUGGAUCAGCUAGUUGGAUUCUUUAAUUUUUACAAUGGACCUGUUUCCCUAGCUUAUGAGAACUGUUCUCAGGAAGAACUGAGCACGGAGUGGGACACCUUCAUCGAGCAAAUUCUGAAAAACACCAGUGAUCUGCAUAAGAUUUUCAAUUCCCUCUGGAACUUGGACCAAACUAAAGUGGAGCCCCUGUUGUUGCUGAAGGCAGCCCGCAUUCUGCAGACCUGCCAGCGCUCGCCUCACAUUCUCGCUGGCUGCAUCCUCUAUAAAGGACUGAUUGUCAGCACCCAACUCCCGCCCUCCCUCACCGCCAAGGUCCUGCUUCACCGAACAGCACCUCAGGAGCAGAGACUCCCUACGGGAGAGGAUGCCCCGCAGGAACAUGGAGCGGCAUUGCCCCCGAAUGUCCAGAUUAUCCCUGUUUUUGUGACCAAAGAGGAAGCCAUUAGUCUCCACGAGUUCCCGGUGGAACAGAUGACAAGGUCUCUAGCAUCUCCAGCAGGACUCCAGGAUGGUUCAGCCCAGCACCAUCCAAAGGGUGGGAGCACAUCUGCCCUGAAAGAAAACGCCACUGGCCAUGUGGAAUCCAUGGCCUGGACCACCCCAGAUCCCACAUCCCCUGACGAAGCUUGUCCAGAUGGCAGGAAGGAGAACGGAUGCUUGUCUGGCCAUGAUCUGGAGAGCAUCAGGCCCGCAGGACUGCACAACUCUGCCAGGGGUGAGGUUCUUGGCCUCAGCUCCUCCCUGGGGAAGGAACUAGUCUUUCUCCAAGAAGAACUCGACUUGUCUGAAAUCCACAUUCCAGAGGCUCAGGAAGUGGAAAUGGCCUCAGGUCAUUUUGCCUUCCUACAUGUGCCUGUUCCAGAUGGCAGGGCUCCUUACUGCAAGGCAUCUCUCAGCGCCUCCAGCAGCCUGGAACCCACGCCUCCUGAGGACACAGCCAUCAGCAGCUUGCGCCCUCCCUCUGCUCCUGAGAUGCUGACCCAGCAUGGAGCCCAAGAGCAGCUCGAAGACCAUCCUGGCCAUAGCAGCCAAGCCCCCAUUCCCAGAGCAGACCCUCUCCCCAGAAGGACCCGCAGGCCCUUGUUAUUGCCUCGCUUAGAUCCAGGACAGAGAGGAAACAAGCUUCCCACGGGGGAACAAGGCCUGGAUGAGGAUGUUGAUGGGGUCUGUGAAAGCCACGCAGCCCCUGGUCUGGAAUGCAGUUCAGGCUCAGCAAACUGUCAGGGUGCUGGCCCCUCUGCAGAUGGAAUCAGCUCCAGGCUGACACCAGCAGAGUCCUGCAUGGGGCUCGUGAGGAUGAAUCUCUACACUCACUGCGUCAAAGGGCUGGUGCUGUCCCUGCUGGCUGAGGAGCCGCUGCUGGGAGACAGCGCAGCCAUAGAGGAAGUGUACCACAGCAGCCUGGCUUCACUGAAUGGGCUGGAAGUCCACCUGAAAGAGACGCUGCCCAGGGAUGAGGCAGCCUCCACGAGCAGCACCUACAACUUCACACAUUACGACCGCAUUCAGAGCUUGCUGAUGGCAAACCUGCCGCAGGUGGCCACCCCGCAGGAUCGCCGCUUCCUCCAGGCCGUCAGCCUGAUGCAUAGCGAAUUUGCCCAGCUGCCCGCGCUUUAUGAAAUGACUGUCAGGCUUCCUGUCACUUCGUGUCACAUCCCACUCCUGUCCUUCACUCCCUCUCAGUCUAUCCAGCCACCCCCAGUGUGGAGAGCAGACUAGACUCCUUUCUCGGACACUGCCAUUGCCUCGUCAUAGAGGCAGGGCAGCCCCAGCUACUCACUCUGAGCCUCAGGGUCCUUGUCUGUGAAAUGGGACCAUACCACCACUGCAGAGCUUAUGUGAGGGGCAAAGCAGAGACUGUAUGCAGAGCACAUUGCAUAGCUGCCAGUAUGUCAAAAAAGCCAGCACUCCACAGUUCCUUUAUGCAAUACUUAUAACUCCAGGAUCUGUGGCUGCUGCCACUGUGGAUGGUCCCGCCACGGACUCUUCCAGCAUCUAGUGAGCUGAAAGGAAGGAAAGAUGGUAUUGGCACUGAAGCCUGAAACUCAGCUGAAGAAAUAGAAUUCCGUGCCAUGACAGCUGCACAUGCCACAUUGGGUGUCCUGGGUCCUCUGUGACAAGAACCUUACUGAGGUCUCUGUGUGGUCUGAGAUUAGCACCAGCAGCAUUGGACCGUUGCCUUCUUUCUUCCUCCAACAGAAAUGCCUCCACGGCUGUGUACGCCUGUUGCAACCCCAUCCAGGAGACAUAUUUCCAGCAGCUGGCACCUGCAGCACGGAGCUCCGGCUUCCCAAACCCUCAGGAUGGCGCCUUCAGCCUCUCCGGCAAAGCAAAGCAGAAGCUGCUGAAGCACGGGGUGAACUUGCUCUGAACUGCACCCAGGAGGUGACUGGGAAGGAGAAAACCAGCAAAGGAAGCUCUGCCUUUUAUAAUUGAAAAGGCCCCUCUAUUUUAUUUUUCUUGAAAACAUUCCCUUUUUUAGGAACCAAAUGAUAUUUGAGUUUUUGUUAUUCCUUUUGCAGAUUGGGAUGUGUUUUGGGGGCAGGGGUUAGUUCUUCAGGUCGGCAGACCCAGAGCACUUGAUAAAGAACUGUAUUUAAUCGGUAGUGUUGGGGCCGGGACGGGCUUGGCUCCCUCUCUGCCAUACUGAGCCUGAGGUAUUUCAUAUCUCCUGCUGUUCCAUCCCAGCUUGAAUUGGUGCCACAAGCUUCCAAGUUGGCAUUUUUUCUAGAACCUGAUCGUCCACUAGCCCAGAGUGUGUGUGUUCAACCCCCACACCAGGUGGUGGUAGGCGGUGUGACUGCACAGCGAGGUGCCGGAUCUGUGAGCAGGCCGACUCCACUCCCACGCCGCAGGUAGGUUUCUCCAGUGCGCUCUUGCUGGGAGGUCCGGAUCGUUCCUGCAGGGAAGCGGCAGCACACGGAGACCACUUGGUUGAAUUCUGUUGGAACUCUACUCAAAUCUAGGGGCGUCUUCUUUGGACCCACAAUGGGGGCAAGCCUUAAUAAUAUGGAAGGGAGUUUGGGCUUUAGAGAUCCCUUUAUAAAAGCUCUGGGGGCUGAGCCCUGAGAAUUCAGUGACAACAGGACCAACCUGCGCUGCCUUUGACUACAAGUGGGCCGUGCAGCUGGUUCCUCUCGAGCGAGUGUCCCUAAAUAGGAGUUUACAAGAUGUCUGGGGGUAAAAGCACUGUGCUUUUCAGUGGUGGCUGCGUGAAAGGGAGCGACACUCAGCUGUGUGUUCCUGGGCUUGUGUGGUACUUAGAACCUCAGUUCUAUUACGUUAUAGUCAGACAUUUUUUUGACAGUAUGAGACAGACUGCAGGAUGAAAAUAUUUGUCAAAAUCUUAACUGAAUGUUUACUGGAAGUACUUGAGAUUCCAUUUGAGAGUUGUAUUGUUAAUAAUUUCAUGUCAGUGAACUGAUAUCUGAUGUUUAUGAUAUGGUGUCUUUUUCUUGAAACAAGCUUCCAAGGGCUAGAAAUAAAAUAGCCAAAAAAUGCUGGAGUUCUGAGUAAUUAAAUGGCAGCAUUUUUUUGUGACAAAGGUAAGGGUUAAGACAGUGUGUGUGUGUGUGUGUGUGUGUGUGUGUGUGUGUGUGCGCGCGCGCGCGCGCGCGUAACGUGGGCGCAUCCCUCUUUUCCUUCCCUGGGUUCAGUGUGGCUGGGUAAGGACCGUCUGUUUGUAGGGCUGCCAGGCUGCAGCCUGCUGCUCCAGGGAGCACCAGCUGCAGCUGAUCCAAUACACCAAGCCUGUGUCUCCCUCUUCUAUCACCUCUCUCCAGGAUCUCUGCUGUCUCUUGGAUCCCAUCUGCCUAGAUGGAAGAGGAUCCUAUCCGAAGCUAGGAUAAAUGUUGUCUUACUCCUCUGCUAUGUUCUCCCAGAAAAAAUUGAUUACAAGUUCUCUGCUGUGGUUGCUGCAGCUCCAGGAAGUCCCCGCAAUGUCUCACGUUGUCUUUGACCAGUGGUCCCCAGUACCAGGCCAGCGAAGACAACUUUAUAAUGUCAUUUGUGUUGUGAAAAUUCUUCCACUGACCCAAAAUGGAACCGUACAAAGCCUAUCCGUGUAUAUGGAAAAGUCUCAUGCACCUGGAUUAACUCAGAAAAAGUAAAGUCCUGAAACUUCACUUUGCAGGUGUGCCCCUUUCUUUCCUCCUUUGAUCCUGCUUAGUUUCUGCAGUGGAGGUUCUGCUCAGAGCCCCAGGGCACUGGCAGCUGCAGCCGUCAUCUCUAAAGCUUGGUAACUGUGGCCCAGAGGCUGCAGAGAAGAAACACUUAACCCGCUGUUUUCCCGUUUUUUAAUAUUUCAGAGGUUUCAGGGGGUCACUCAGGACACGGUUAAUCCCACAGCCCCAGGCCCAUCCCCUCAAAAUUAGCGCCCCCAGAGUACGGGCCAAGCGACGGACAGCCAAGCAGCAUGUUCUUGCUGGAAUGGGCACCACAACCUCUUAUGGCCAUGUUUCCCAAGGGAAGGCAGUGUGCAGGACAGCCUGCCCACCCUGGACUCCUAGUUGACACCGAGUGCCACUGUCAGUGAUCCAGGACCACAGAUUCUAGUGACUCUUCAGGGCAGAAAAGCCUCUGUUUUGGCUUCCUCUGUGCCAGCCAUCUGCCACCUGUGAACUGUAAGGAUAAAGGUCGCAUGAGUGAUUAAUAGUGGUGUGUUAGUCCGUUCUCACGGUUCUAAUAAAGACAUACCCGAGACUGGGUACUUUAUAAAGGAAA
Molecule: messenger RNA, 5563 nt
Organism: Homo sapiens (human)
Lineage: Eukaryota; Metazoa; Chordata; Mammalia; Primates; Hominidae
Gene: HPS4
Product: HPS4 biogenesis of lysosomal organelles complex 3 subunit 2
Exons: 14
Coding region: 518-2560 (680 amino acids)
Biological process (GO): vesicle-mediated transport
Cellular component (GO): cytoplasmic vesicle
Molecular function (GO): small GTPase binding
Source: RefSeq, marked reviewed